UUAUCAGAACCCUAGGAAGAGGCCCGUUCGCUUCUGCUGGGGGCCGCGGGUUUAUGAGGCGGUGGCGGUUACCCGACUCGUGAAUUGUUAGAGCGAAAAAAGAGGAUAACGAGCCGUAGAAGAGGGCAUCCCGAAGAACCGAAACCCUAAAAGAUGGAUCGGUACCAGAGAGUGGAGAAGCCUAGGGAAGAAGCUCCUAUAAAUGAGAACGAGAUUCGAAUUACAACACAGGGAAGAAUGCGAAGCUACAUCACAUAUGCGACCACUCUUCUUCUGGAAAAAGGUUCAAAUGAGAUCAUGUUCAAGGCAAUGGGAAGAGCUAUCAACAAAACAGUUAUGAUCGUGGAACUAAUUAAGAGAAGGAUCGAGGGUCUUCAUCAAAUUACUGCUAUUGGAUCUACUGACAUCACUGAUACAUGGGAGCCAUUAGAGGAAGGCCUGCUUCCGCUUGAAACCACCAGACAUGUCUCAAUGAUUACGAUAACUCUAUCUAAAUCAGAAAUGGAUAAGACCUCUGUUGGGUACCAAUCUCCAGUGCCUGCUGACCAGGUGAAACCAUGGGGUGAAUUCGACCAUGAAGGAGAUGCUCCUGCUGGUCGAGGUAGAGGCCGUGGUGGGCGAGGCAGGGGAAGGGGUCGAGGAAACGGUCCCGUGACAAUGGACUAUGGUAAUGGUGGUUAUGAAAACAGGGGUCGUGGAUACGGUAGGGGUGGUUAUGGCCGUGGUAGGGGCCGAGGUUACAGAGGCCGUGGCAGAGGCGGUUAUGGUGGCCGGCCUGAUUACCAACAAGAUGCGGGUGGAUACAAUGAAGAAGCAACUGUUCCUCCCCAGGGUCGAGUUCGUGGUCGUGGUAGGGGGCAGAACCGAGGGUGGGGUCCUAGGCCAAAUGGACCGAUCCAACCAGGUAAUGGUGGAGCAUGACCUGGAACAAAUUAUGCAGAAUUUCAUGUUUCUUAAGCAUCGAAUGGCUGCUCCUUUAUGGCUUCAUUGUCGAGUUCAGAGGUUAACCUUAGUUUGUUUUAUAAGCUGUUCAGAUAUUUACUUGACGGCCAAUUUUAUCCCUUUGUAGAAUUCAGUUAGCUGUGGGUCAUAUUUUCUUUUUCCAUAAGGUGAAAACUAAUUGUAGCAUUUGACAAAUAGAGCAGUACAUUCUUUUAUUUUUUUUUUCCCCUUGAAGCUUGUCCGACUGAUUAUAUACCUGUAUUUCUAUCUUUUACUAAUGAGUUUUCAUUAUUUCCUUGAAG
Messenger RNA from Asparagus officinalis (garden asparagus), 1244 nucleotides. Its product is annotated as ribonuclease P protein subunit p25-like protein. The record is from RefSeq and is a predicted model, not a curated record. NCBI's taxonomy places the organism in Eukaryota, Viridiplantae, Streptophyta, Magnoliopsida, Asparagales, Asparagaceae. Gene Ontology annotation, molecular function: RNA binding. The coding region runs from base 154 to 921 and encodes 255 amino acids. The transcript is spliced from 9 exons.